This is a messenger RNA of Tachysurus fulvidraco (yellow catfish), 1657 nucleotides long. RefSeq lists its product as uncharacterized. Lineage: Eukaryota; Metazoa; Chordata; Actinopteri; Siluriformes; Bagridae. The record is from RefSeq and is a predicted model, not a curated record. Bases 584 to 1237 code for a protein of 217 amino acids. The transcript has 8 exons.
UAUCGGUAUCUGUUUCCUCUCAGUAUCGGUUUCUCCUUUACCUCACAAUAAUCACUCAGUCACCUCAUCUGAAAUCUGAUUUGACUCCUUGCCUAAACUUAAUGACUUAGAACGGAGCUCUGUCUAGUUGUUGAUAGCAAGCUAUUAGAUUCAGUUGGUCCUAGAGCUGUAUUGCUCUGGUCCUGACCAGCAUCCGUCUGUACUCCUGUCUGUCACUGAAGACUCUUAUGACUCAGCAGCACUGGUAUUCUGCCUCUCACCACAGUAACACACUUUAUGCUCCACUGGCUGCAACACAUAAUCAUUUCUGUCAUUUUGAUUGUCCAGAAUUCUCUUUCAGUUUUAUUAGGCACGGUUUAAUGUACAGAACACAGAACUAAUACUGCUUUUUUUCAGAGAGAUCAAUGAGACCACACUUCCUGACUACACCGCUGAAGACUUCCUCUUGCCGGCAGUCCUUUACAGAGAACAACAGCUUCAGCUGACACACACCACCUCCAACACACCCCUCCUACACUAACAUGCCUCAUCCACACACUGUUCACACACACACAUACACACACUCAGCCAGACUACAAGCAGCAUGUAUGCGUUCAGGAAACUUUUCAUUUCAUGUGUGGUCAUGUUAUGGAUGAACUGGACUCUUUCUGAAGUUCCUUAUUGGUGUUGUUUUGAAAGAUUCACCAACAAGUCAGUGAUGUUCACAGUGAACACCACAAAACAUUGUAUUGAAUACAUCUGGAAAAAUGAGGAAACACCCAUAGCUGAUGAAAAGAACAAUGUGGACUAUGUUGUCCAUAAGGGACCAAACUGGAUUCUUCUUAAUGGGAACGUCUCUGGGAUUAACUUCAGGUGUAUGGAUCCAGAUAAUGAGAUUAUCACACGUCAGUGCACAGAUCCGUGUGACUCUGGAAAGGCUGAUACGUUCAUGGAUGUUGAUAGCGACCAUGACGACGGACAUGGAGGUGAUGGAGGUGACGGAGGACGUGGAGGUGACGGAGGACAUGGAGGUGAUAGAGGUGACGAAGGACCUGGAGGUGAUGGAGACCCUGAUUCCAAGGCUGUCAUUGCCAGCGUAGCUGUCAUCAGUGUAGCUGUCAUCAGCGUAGCUCUCGCCAUCAUCAUAUGGAAAUCAGGACGUUACAGGAGAUGCUGUGCUAACAGACCUGAAGCUAACCAUGCUAAUGGAGGGUUCCAGGCUGUAGGUCAGGUGGACCAACAGGAGUCCAACGUGUGAUCUACUGGAACCUGGUUUAGAGUUACACUGGCUGUAGAUCAUUAGUGCUCUUUGCUUUAUUUCCUUUGUUUUCCUGUGAUGACUCAUACAGCUGUGCACAGCUGUAAUCUUGUAGAAGAAUGAUGAGUGAAUCAUCAGUUUGUUUCUCAGAACAGCUUCAGUAGCUCUUAUUCUUUUACACACUGUGAUAUAAACUGUGUCUAUGUAUUGUGGAAGGUAUUAUAUUAUAUUAUAUUAUAAUUAUAUUAUAUUAUAUUAUAUUAUAUUAUAUUAUAUUAUAUUAUAUUAUAUUAUAUUAUAUUAUACAGUACUGGUGUGAAGUCAGUACUAUAUUUUAGGUUAAUAGACAAUUUAUUUCACAUCAUUUAAUGCCAUUGUGAGAUUUUUCUUUUUUUCUUUCGCUUAAGCUUGACCAUUAAA